AUGGCGGCGGCGGAGCCGGCUGUCGCGGCGCUGCUCCCGGGCGGCGCGCCGGGCUCGGUGGCGCCGUCGGGCGCGGUGCCCGUGCUCUUCUGCUUCUCGGUGUUCGCGCGGCCCUCGUCGGUGCCGCCCGGCGCGGGCUACGAGCUGCUCAUCCAGAAGUUCGUCGGCCUGUACGGCGACCAGAUCGACUUGCAGCGCAAAUUCGUGAUGCAGCUCUUCGCCGACGAGUGGGGCCAGUUCGUGGACCUGCCCAAGGGCUUCGCGGUGAGCGAGCGCUGCAAGGUGCGCCUCGUGCCGCUGCAGAGCCAGCUCACUACCCUGGGAAAUCUUACACCUUCUAGCACUGUGUUUUUUUGCUGUGAUAUGCAAGAAAGGUUUCGACCAGCUAUCAAGUAUUUUGGUGAUAUUAUUAGUGUGGGACAAAGAUUGUUACAAGGGGCUCGGAUUUUAGGAAUUCCAGUAAUUGUCACAGAACAGUACCCCAAAGGUCUUGGAAGCACUGUUCAAGAAAUUGAUUUAACAGGCGUAAAAUUAGUUCUUCCCAAGACCAAGUUUUCCAUGGUGUUGCCAGAAGUAGAAGCGGCAUUAGCAGAAAUUCCUGGAGUUCGGAGUGUUGUGCUAUUUGGAGUAGAAACUCAUGUGUGCAUCCAACAAACUGCUCUUGAGCUUGUUGGCCGAGGUAUUGAGGUUCACAUUGUUGCCGAUGCCACCUCUUCAAGAAGCAUGAUGGAUCGAAUGUUUGCUCUUGAGCGUCUUGCUCGAACUGGGAUCAUCGUAACAACGAGCGAGGCUGUCCUGCUGCAGCUGGUGUCUGACAAAGAUCAUCCAAAGUUCAAGGAAAUCCAGAACCUCAUUAAGGCGAGCGCUCCAGAGUCGGGUCUGCUGUCCAAAGUAUAGAACUGAGAGCUGAGUCCAUUGCUCCUCCUGCUGUGGCUAGGACUGGGAGCCCAGUUAAGUUCUCAUCUGGACCAGAAUUAAAAAGUUAAGUCAAAAA
Messenger RNA from Suncus etruscus (white-toothed pygmy shrew), 994 nucleotides. RefSeq names its product isochorismatase domain containing 1 (gene ISOC1). Gene Ontology annotation, cellular component: cytoplasm. Bases 1 to 897 code for a protein of 298 amino acids. The record is from RefSeq and is a predicted model, not a curated record. NCBI's taxonomy places the organism in Eukaryota, Metazoa, Chordata, Mammalia, Eulipotyphla, Soricidae. The transcript has 5 exons.